Messenger RNA from Trichobilharzia szidati, 2839 nucleotides. Lineage: Eukaryota; Metazoa; Platyhelminthes; Trematoda; Strigeidida; Schistosomatidae. The record is from the annotation of a GenBank genome assembly.
UUUUUUUUACCUCAUAUCUCUCUUUACUCUCUCUACUUUGUGCUUCUUUUUACUUUCUUCUUCUUCUUCUCUUGCUUUGUGUGCUGAGUGAAGUGUGGCGACUUGAACUGCUGCACACCGGUGAAAUGUUCUUUGUUGAAAGCAGACAGACAGACUAUGUUGAAGCUCAGUGAGACGGCUUCAAGAGUUAGAAUCGAAGGUUUACUGUUAAGGUGUUCCUUAUCUCUUCUCACAAAAAUAAGUGUUUUACUUAUCAAUCUAGACAGAAAUAUUGUUGUCGCAAUAAUCGUGUUCUAUAAGAAUUGCUGACAUUGUGAGCUACUCAUAUUGUCGUAUAUAAGGCUAGUAUUAUAUUUUCGUACAUUGUCAGAUUUGGUGGGAGUUUCUUUGAUAAUCGUAAUAAUUUAUCCUGCUCACUACUCGACAUAUUUUGUAGGUACUGAACAUUCGUGAGAUGCCCCGACAAACUGAUUCUGUUUGUCCAGAUGACCAACCGUCUGUCCACGAAGCAUCCAAUUUGAAGGAUGUUGAAAAUACCUCAACCUCAGAACUAACCAAAAAGUCUAACCAUCAUUCGAAAAAAACUACAGUGAAUGGUUCCUCAGGCGAAAAAGAAAGACGUUCAAAAGCAAAGCAUACAAAAAAUCAUAGUGAAUCCUUAAGUCUUGUCGAUUCCAAAUUGCCCUCAGACGUAAUCCAGUCGGAUAGUGGAAGUAAAGGAGAAUCGCUCGAUAAAGAAGCUAUAAUUGAUCAAUACAAACGUGACCAUAGCAAGAAAAAAAGAAAACAUUCAAAGAAUGAAUCCAAACAUGAAAAGCAUAGCAAGCGUGAUGAAUUUAACUCUGAAUUAACAGCGGAUGCGUCACCUGUCAAAGAAUCUCCUCGCAAACAGAAGCAUCGAGAUAAAUCACACAGAGCAAGUAGUGUAUCAAAGGCUUCAGCAACAGAUGAAAAGCCUCAUCACUCUACAAAACCAGUCGUUCGUGAGGACGCUAGUCGUAAGGUUGCUAGAGAGAAAAGCUAUGAAGUGGAUAUGCGUGUGCAUUCUGCUUAUGAAUCUGUUCCAAACACACCGUCAUCAGCUUCUACAUGUUCCUCAGAUGCUUCAGAAUCUUCAUAUAGUCAGUCGUCAUUUAGCCCCAGAAAGCAUAAGAAACGUCUGGUUCAUGAUGAGCAUUCUAAUGAAAAGUCAUAUAAACAGAAACACAAUAAAAAUAGUCGAUCCCCCUCAACGCAUUUUAAUCGUGAUCGUAAAACUGACUCUUCACGGCUUACAAAUAAUCACCAAGAUACUAAACUUGAAGGAAAUUCUGCUACAGCGAAAAGAGCUCGUCAGUCUGUCAGUCCACCCUCAAAGUCAAAGAAAAAAGAUUCAGCUUCUUUAAGUUAUGGGUAUCGUCAAUCAACACAGCGUCGCCAUAUAUCUCCACGUCGUAGAUCUCGUUCGAAACGUCGCGCUUCAUAUAGGGAAAGAAGUAGCGAUUCUGAAAGAUACGAAUCUCGAAAAACACAUCGUCCAGAUGAAAAGAAGUAUAGCCAUUCACGCUCACAUCCUUCUAAAAGGAAGUCCAGAUACUAUAGUCCUGAUGACCGCAAUGAUAUGCGUAAAAGUCGUUAUCUAAAACGUCAUGAUCGUCGUCCUACACGAGACUCACAUAGCACCAGAAGGCGCAGUAGCGGAAGCCAUCAAUAUGAUUUACAUGAAGAUGUUGAGUCGUUAUCACCAUCGCCUAAAGGUUCAAAACGAACUGAUGCAAAUAUUGGAUCUCGGCAGCUUUCGACACGGCGGCAAGUAGCCAAAAGUCAAUCAGAUGUGCAUAUUUCUCCAGCUCAAAAGCGAGAUGCACGAGGAGGUACGUAUGAAGUUCUAGAUCCGGAAAGUACAAAUCCAAAACCUGCAAAUACUGCAUCAAUCCAUUCGGAGUCCACUCAUCGUUUGUCAGAGUCGCCUCCUAUUCUUUAUAUUUCUAAUGAUACCGAACAGAAGAUACAGGCUCUUUGUGAAUUCUUAGAUGAACUAAAGUGCGAAGAUGUUUCAGAUACUGAGUUAGAUUCAUUACUUCCAUCAUCUAUAAUUAAUUUUUCACCCGAAAUUAACGAAACAACAGAUAAAUCUGAGUUAUCAAGUUAUAAUUAUACUAUUAAUAAUAAUUAUCCAAAUUCAGUGCAGUUAUAUACCGAAGAAGCUGAAAAAGAUGGUAACAUUCUUCAAAGCAAAUCAGAUGUUACGAUCACUGUGGAUACUUUAGAGACCUUGUCGACGCAGAUCAGGCAACAAAUGUCAGGUCCAGAAAAUUGGGACAUAAAUGAUUUAAGUGAUCCUAUUGAGCUUGAAGGAGAGCAUUCAGCAAAUGCAAUUGAUCAGUCUGAAAUCAAUAUGUUAGGAUCAACAAAAUCGGAUGAUAAUCUAUAUACACUGUGGCAAGAAUUAAUCGAAUCAGCUGCACAAAAAUCGAUUUCAGUAGACAGUAAAUUAGAUGAACAAGACUAUGUUCAAUGUGUUGGAGCUUAUAUCUCUGGCAUAGGGCAUCGGGAUAUUAUCCCAUUACGGAAGCGCUCUAGUGGUCUCGAAUUAUUGCGAAACACAGGGAUUAGUCGAACAUACUUUGGGAAUGAUUUACUUAAACAUUUAACAAUAAAUAAUUCAAAUGAAGAGUCUAGUGAGAACAACGAAUGUGGUACAAAUGAAUUUCCAGAUACAUGGGCUAACAGUAAUCGUGAGAAUGCAUUCAUUGGCUCCGGAAUUUUGGAUGUGUUAUCAAAAUUAGUCUUGCCUUUAUCACGUAAAACAGAUGGUUACUUACGUCAAAAUUUAGUGAAAACUGUCAAAUGUACAUAA